AUGGAAUAGAUAAAAAAUAUGAAGGUAUUAGAAUAAUUAGGAAAUAAUUGUUAUAGAAUAUUAAUCUAAAAUUAAUAAGCUUAAUUGGAUGUUAUAUCAAAAAGAAUGGUUUUAGCUAACAAAUCCUAUUUAUAACUUAGAAAAUGGAUAGAAAUUUAAUAUCAUAUUAAUCAUCCUAAUGUUUAGAAAUUAUACUUCUAUUGUCAUGAUUAAGAAUAUGUAUAUGUUAUAAGAGAAUAUAUGCCUAAAGGUUCUUUAUUGAAUUGGAUUAAGUAUGGAGAUAUUGAUGAAGAACUUUUGAACUCAAUUGCUAACUAAUUAUUUAGUGUGUAAUAAUAUUUAAAUGAAAAUCAAUUAUAUUUAGAUUUGUAAAUUAAUAAUAUCUUUUUUGAUGAAAAUAAUAGAAUUAAAAUAUCAAAUCUUGAAGAUAUAGAACAUAAGAGUAAGAAAAUAAAUAACAUUUAAUAAAUUGGUUUAAUAUUAUAUGAAUGUAUCUUUAAAAGAAAGUGUAGAUUUGAUUAUGUGAUGCAAAAUGAUUAAGUAAUUAGAUAACCAAGAGUUCUAAUAACAUAAGAAAUUAAAGAUAGUGUUCUAAAACUGUUAUAAGAAUAUAUUAAAUGA
This is a messenger RNA of Paramecium pentaurelia, 621 nucleotides long. Lineage: Eukaryota; Ciliophora; Oligohymenophorea; Peniculida; Parameciidae. The record is from the annotation of a GenBank genome assembly.